AUGGGGAACAUUAUAAGAAAACUAUGUCCAGACGUUGAGGAUGUGGAGUUAACAGCACUGUCGUACUCGACGAAUACGAAUAAAUGUACGAACAACAUUUAUUCUGCAUGCAUCAAUAAUGACUUUGAAAAAGUCAAACGACUUUUAGAAACAAUGACCAUUGUACAAAUAAAUGAAAAAAAUGAAAACGGUGAUACGAUACUUCAUCUAGCCACACGCUAUGGUCAUACAAAUAUUAUUCAGUUAUUACUGAAGAAAGGCGCAUGGCGAUCAAUUCGUAAUGCAAAUAGUAUUACAGCAUUUGAAGAAAUAGUAAAACCUCAACCAGCACUUGAUGAGUUUGACGAUGACGAUGUAGCACGCUAUGAGAAUGAAGAACUACAGUACGAAACUGCAAAACGUGUAUUCGAACGUGUUGGCGAACACAAUCGAUUCAUCGGUGAUUGUGCCGCAGAUUGGAAAUGCAAUCAAGAUGAGCAAUUAUUAUUCUUUAAACAUGUUCUUUUAAUACAUGAAUACAGAUAUGAUCAAUUGAUUGAUUCGAUUAUUGCCAUUGAAAAAGAUUAUAUUGAUAAAGAACUUAGUGAUAUAAAAGGUUAUGAAAUUAUUAAAUCGUUCUUCUCCAUGGCAGUUAAAGAAAAGAAUUUUACUUAUAUUUUAAAAGCACUUACAGCUGAAACGAAUUUUUUAAAAAGUCUAAAUGUUAGUCUUACAAUGUAUGAAGAAGAAGAUUAUGUGAAUGCAUACAACAUCAUGAGAUUAACGUCAAUGAUCUCAUGUUGCACUCCAGAACAGUAUUAUCAAGAGAUGAAGAAAAUUAUCAUCAAAUUUUAUGAAGAACAGAAUCAUCUUUAUAGGGUAGCAAAAUGCAUACCAGCAAUUAUACUUCUCAUUAAACGUCCGGCAGUCUUCACAGGUCAAACAUUUGGUGUCACAAAAAUUAUGAAAAAGGAUCGAGAAAGUUACAGUGUUGACACAUCAAUUUAUACGCGUACAUUUUUAUCGACAUCAAAGAAUCGUGACUACAUUCAAAGUACUGGACUCAGUUAUGAUCCGGAUCCUGAAGUAAUCAUCGCAAUAUGCACAUAUACAGUUAAAAACUUCGACACUCCUUCCGCUUUUGAUCUAGAACAUAUAUCCGAGUAUUCAUUUGAAAAAGAAGUACUUAUCGCUCCUUAUACAAGAUUUAUAAUCAAUAAAAUCGCACCAAGUGAUGUUAUUGAUGAUAUUCUCGAUAUCGUGUUAGAGUCCAUCGACUGA
This is a messenger RNA of Didymodactylos carnosus, 1260 nucleotides long. The record is from the annotation of a GenBank genome assembly. NCBI's taxonomy places the organism in Eukaryota, Metazoa, Rotifera, Eurotatoria, Philodinida, Philodinidae.